AUAGUUCCAUAUAUCAAUACAUGUGUGCAAAACAGCAACAAUGAGAGAAAUUCCUCACUUCUCAAUAUGUAUAAUAAUUACCGUAAUGUUUGUGUCAAAAGUUACUACAUUUGGAAGAUGUGAGAUUUCAAUAAUAACCAUGCGUUUUGUCGAGAGUUGCCCAGAGGAUGAGGAGUCAUGGGCAAAGGCAGCAGAAAUAUUAGAUUGUUCGUCUGUUACUCAAUCUUGUGCAGAAUCAAUGGGGUCCUCCUUUAAUAUUCAGAAUUACAUUUUUCAAUACCAUUGUGUUAUAAACGCUUGGCGAAAUGCAACGAUGGAAGUGUGCGCAUUAAAUAGAACAAUAUUAGGUUUUUGUGCUGAGUUUAAUAUUCAAGGAGCGGUCAUACAAGACAACUACGACGCAGUCUGUACACAACAUACACCUCCUUGUCCAUCGAGUUAUAACUCAGCCGAAGCCUAUAAAUAUCCGUCAUGCUAUGAGAUGGCAAAAAGAAACAGAAUAACACAUAUGAAAACAAUGGAGGAAGAAUUCCAUGCUUCAUCAAGUUCGAGGAACAUCCUCAGCUCAUUUCUCCUCACGCUCUACUUAAUAUUUAAAAAUACAGUGUCUAUAGUAGUUCUUGAAUAACAGGAACAAAAAUUAGUUUACCUUUAAAAGUCAUGUUCAACAUUUCUGCAUCAAACUCGGAGAAGAUCAAUGAACUUCAUAGAAAGACGCUGUUUAUGAAACAUUAUCUCCAUCCCAAAUUUAAUGGACAUUGUUUAUAUUUCAAUGAUCAUAAUUUUAUUAUGUGUGGUGAGAAAAUGCAUGUCGGUGUAAAGUUCGGUGUUUGUUAAUUUUCAUAAAAUGGGUUUAAGCAUUUUGUCUAAAAUUAAAUGGGCAUUGAUUAUA
Saccostrea cuccullata (small rock oyster) is the source of this 892-nucleotide messenger RNA. RefSeq lists its product as uncharacterized. NCBI's taxonomy places the organism in Eukaryota, Metazoa, Mollusca, Bivalvia, Ostreida, Ostreidae. The record is from RefSeq and is a predicted model, not a curated record. The transcript has 5 exons. The coding region runs from base 41 to 628 and encodes 195 amino acids.